Messenger RNA from Paramacrobiotus metropolitanus, 792 nucleotides. RefSeq lists its product as uncharacterized. Lineage: Eukaryota; Metazoa; Tardigrada; Eutardigrada; Parachela; Macrobiotidae. The record is from RefSeq and is a predicted model, not a curated record. The transcript is spliced from 4 exons. The coding region runs from base 268 to 792 and encodes 174 amino acids.
GUGGAUGCUUACACGAUUCUCAACAGUUCCAAAAUCCGUGUUGAUGACCUUGAGCGUGCUUCGCGAAGCCUUACUAAAUUUUCUGAUGACUUCCCAAGUUUGUUUGAUCCAGAAAAUUUCGGCAUAAAUUUCCAUGGGUUACAGCACCUAACGGAGCAGGUGGACCUCUGGGGUCCGUUAUUUGCCUCCGAUCUUUUCGCAUUUAAAUCAAAAAAUGGGUGGUUGACCCGGCAUUCUUAUGCGAAACACAAUGUUACCCGUAGCCUGAUGCGAACCUUACUCGGCUCACAAAUUCUGCAGGAGAAAGCUGACCCUGUUUCCAUUCCAGCAGAGGUGCACUUAAUACGCAUUAUCCAAGGAAAGAGAGGUAAGAAAGGGUGGACCGGUGCAGGAUGGCGGUCAUGGUCGGCGGCAAUUAGUUCUCCAGACUGUUCCUUAAUACCACAAGAACACCCAUGUAAAAACCACGUUUUGAAAGGCCUCAAAACAGCAGUUAUUGACGGAAUAAGCGUGUGGACGGAUGCAUACCGAAAACCAAAACGAACACUGGUCAAAUAUUUCUUAGUGACCAACAGACGGACAAAACAAAAGAAAUACGUACGGGUUCAUCAGCUCCUUAUGUGCAGCGAUUGUAUCCAGUUACUUUUCAUCGGCUACAUAAUGCGGCCCGAAUUUAUUGAGCCGAAUAUUGUCAGGCUUUUUUCGCACCAUACUCCCCUCUCUCUGCCCUUCAACCGCUCGCCUGCCUCCUACUACGCCGGAUCCGGGUUACUUGCGCCGCUAAGCCUAUAA